This is a messenger RNA of Brassicogethes aeneus, 6990 nucleotides long. The record is from the annotation of a GenBank genome assembly. Lineage: Eukaryota; Metazoa; Arthropoda; Insecta; Coleoptera; Nitidulidae.
GCUGAUUUCUGUUGUUAUGACAGUUGGAGUGAAAUUGAUAACUGGAUCUUUUGUUUAACAAUCUAAUUGUGUUUGAAUAUUGCUAAUUAUUAAACAAAACACUGUAUUUAACGUUGUUUGAAGUAUUGCAAGUGUUUGGUAGAGUUGGGGAUUCAAAUUUGAGGAUUUUUGGGUUCAAAGAAAAUGACGUCACUAUUUGUUUAGACCUUUGUUUUAAAGUGACGCAGUUUGGUUGGAAAAUGUUAAAUUAAUAUUAAUUCUUUUAGAGAAGAAUCGAGCCAAGUUCAAGCGAAAAACAAAAAUGUCCGCGGAAUCGCCCCACACGCGCAGUGAGCUGCGCAGUGGCCCCUCUGUCGUCACGCCGCAACAGGUCACUGACCCCUCCAUCCUGGACAACGUUGCCGGAUUCAUCAACGACGUCGUACCGAACGCUUACAACGUUCUGCCGCAGGAAAGCAAAGAUCAGAUCCAGUGGGCUCAUUUCGAGAGCAUCGAGUGGGACGAGGCUUCGAGUCCGGAUUUCGACGGGGAGAAAAUUAUCCCGCCGCCGCUGCUCUUGGUUCUGGGCUACUCCAACGGAAUACAGGUAUGGGCGUUACCUGCGAAUGGCGAAGCCAACGAGAUCUUCUCGUGGAGACACGGUAGCGUGAGGGUGUUGAGAGUGUUGCCUAAUCCAUACAUAACAGGCGCACUUGAUGUGGAGGAUAAUUUUGCUGGCAAACGCCCUCUGAUAGCGCUAUGCGAGUCCAACACUUCGGGUUCGCAGUUCUGUUCCGUCGGUUUUUCCUCGUUAAAAACGGGCGAGCAAGUGAAAGUAAUAAAGUUCAAAAACCCCGUUUUGGACGUGCUGGCCAACAGGAAAUCCGUCGUGGUUACUUUUACGGAGAAGAUAGCGGUUUUUGAUGCCUUUACUCUGGAAGAUAGGCUCACAGUUACCACUUGUUACUUGAGCCCAGGCUUGCAACCUAACCCUAUCGCGUUGGGGACCAAAUGGAUGGCUUACGCGGAAAAAAAACUGAACCAAACUAAAAGGAGUAGCGGGGGAAAUGAAGGGGAAGGAGUACAGAGUUACACCGCCACUGUUCUGCACGCCGCCAAAUCUCUUGGGCGGGGCUUGAGAGAGCUGGGCGAAAGUGUCGCUAGUAGUUUGACGGGAAAUCAAACUUUUAAGCCGGGUAUUUCCCCUAAUAGUCCGCAAGGUGGCGGCACAGGUGAUGUCAGCCAAAAGGGCAUUGUGACCGUUUUGGAUAUUGAGAGCGGCAACUUGUUUGUGGACAAGUCCGGCUUCCCGGACAGCGUCGUAGCCCACUUCGCGGCGCACACGGACGCGAUCGUGUGCAUGCACUUCGAUCCCAGCGGGCUGCUCCUCCUGACGGCCGACAAGCGCGGCCACGACUUCCACCUGUUCCGCAUCCACCCCCACCCCGCCGGGCCCGCGCUGGCGGCCGUGCACCACCUCUACGUGCUGCACAGGGGCGACACCACCGCGCGCGUCCAAGACAUGUGCUUCUCCCCCGACUCCAGAUGGGCCGCAGUCAGUUCCCUGAGAGGUACAACGCACGUUUUUCCCAUCACCCCCUACGGAGGGAACGUCUGCUUGCGCACGCACGGGACCCCCCACGUGGUCAACAAGAUGUCGAGGUUUCACAGAUCUGCGGGUUUGACCGCCGAAGGAAGGUCGAACAGUCCGGUGUCACUUUUCGAUAUCCCGGUCAAUUCUACAUAUCCAUACAACAAUCCGAGAUUUCCACCGUUUCCGCAUCCUACAGUGGUCAACCCAUUGGCUCAAAUCAGGCAACCCCUGUACACGCAGAAUGUGGCUGUGGUUCCCCAGAGACAACCACAAGCAGGGCGGCAGCGGCUCCCGUCCUCCUCUGAGGAGAACAUCGCGCUGCGGCUCGCGACCUGCUUCGCUCCUCCGCGCGCCUGGAUCGACAGCGCGCCGCUCCCGCGCGACCCGCCGGCCAGCAAGAGCCCCGCCAAACCGGUGGAAUCUCUGUUCGUGAUGUCGUGCAACGGAUGCCUCGUGCAGUACGACCUCGAGCCGCACCACAGCGCCAGCAUACCCAGGGAGAAGGUGUGCGACGAGUCGCCGAUAGAUCUCGCCGUCGUCGCCAGAGCGCAGUGGGUGCUGCAAAGGCAGCACAACCACACCGACGUGCCGCUGCCCUUGAGCCACGACAGCCUCUCUUACGUCAUGCAGGAAGUCCAGGUUUAUAAAAAGAGUAGGCCAGAUCAUAAUGACGACAGUUGGCUGAGCCAGGUUGAAAUUGUUACGCACGCUGGACCGCAUAGGAGACUUUGGAUGGGGCCUCAGUUCACGUUUAAAACGUACACCACAACUAAUGGGUCCCCUCUAUCUAUGACCUUGAUGGCUGAAGCCCUGCCAAUCGAUUUACGACGCUCGAAACCCGUAAACAUGCCCAUAACAAAAGCCAACGCGGUCCUCAUAGAGUCCAGUUCCGCCAACAGCUGUGAGCAAUCCCUACUGGACAACUACCAGAAGGUUUUCGAGGAGCCUGGGGGCCCCUGCGAAGUCCAGUUGCGGGAAGAUUUGGCCGACGCAAUGAUAGAAUCUCCUUUCACCAAGGAAAGUGGUGGCCGUUGCGUGAUUGUUUCGAUGAUGAAACCUCCCAGUGUUGCCAAAGUCGUCAACCCACUCGGCACCGUCGUAACCGUGCAAUCGGAGGACGAAUCGGAAGCGAUCCAAAACGAAGAAGCGGUUAUUUUGGAGAACUGCGACGAAGCCCUUUUCAGGCCUGUCGUAACGCCCAAACCGGUGCACUACACCGACAUGGUCAAGACGCACAGCCCGGAUAACAUUGUCACCAAGAAUUUGGACAGCAAUACCGAGGUUACGGUGAAAAUUUUGAGCAGGAGCGAGAAGAACGUUAAGAAGAUCAAGUCGAGGGAAUCGUCGCCAAAACCGGCUCCCAGAAAGGCGGAAAAACCUCCCAAGGAGUCUAAAAGCAUCCCCAAGGAAUCUAAAACUACUAUUAAAGAACACAAGGAAGCCAAAACAAUUACUAAGGAAGUUAAAGAACCUAGAAUCGAGAAGAAAUUUAUUUGCGAUUUUUCCGACCCAUUUGAUCUCCCUGAACCCACCUUUGCAGAGCAGUUAAUGGAGAUACCAAUACCUGAACCUUUGGACGAUAAACUGUUUGAAGAAGACCUCAAAAAAGAGUUUCCUUUGCUGGAAGAUUCGACUAAUAUUUUCGAGGAUGUUGAUUCUUCCUUCAACAAGAACAAUAAGGAUAGUAAGAGUAGGAAGGAUGUGGACGUGUUUGUGAACCCUGAGGAGCAUCUUGUGGAGGAGAAGAGUUUUUCGAAGAAAACGCGCAAACCGAAGGCUAAAUUGGGUGUGAAAAUCGCGAACGUCAACAAGGAAAAUCUCGAGAAGACUUUGGAGGAUUGCAGUGUGGAAAUAUCGCUGCCAGCGCCCGCCAAAAGGUCUUGGAGCAGCGUGGCGUCGUGCAAAACCGAGCCGGAGAAAAUUUUAAUCGACUCCUCUGAACAAGAGAAGAUCCUGAACUUUGUGGAGCAUUUCUCCGAAGAAAAUCUCAUCAACAUAGAGGAGGAAACCCCCCAAGUCGACUCCCUGAUAACCUCGACCAACUCGCUGAAGAUCGACAGUAAAUCUUCUGACGACGAAAAAAUCUCCCCCACGGAAACGACCGAGAGCAGCGACGAUUCCCCCACCACGCUGCCUCAAGGCUCGAGCGGCAACGACGAGGACGCGGCAACGCUGAAAACCACUGCGCAACUGUCGCGCGCAUCCAAACGCAAGCUCAAGAAGAAGCGGAAAUAACGCCGCGUUGCCGGAUCUCCGCCGAUUCUCGACGAUUCUUUCGUGUUGAAGUUUGUCGUCAUGCUGCGCGUGAUUAGGUGCGGCGUUGUCGGGUUGUACGCGCGGCUUUUGAAGGCCGUGCGCGGACUUUGAACAAGGGUCGUUCCGAGGAAAAAACAUUUAAAGUGUUUUUUUCCUGGAGCGAUCCUUGGAUAUUUAUUAAACGUAGCCUAGCUAUAUUUAUUCGUACUUAGUAUUAUAAGUAUGUAUUUUGACAACGUUUAAAUUAAAUUAUGCAGGGUAUGACAAUUUGGCGUGACUUUAUUAUUAUAGUUUUAUUUAAAAGCGUGAAUUUUUAUCAAUUAAAACUAAUAAAAAAAAUUAAAACUAAAAAAUCCCACAUUAAAAAUCUUAGCUUUAAUAUUAACACUUAUUUUUAUUAAGUUUAAAAAAUACAUACACAAAAACUCCAUCCAAAAAAAAAUAUUAAAAACAGAUUGAGGGUAGUUAAUACAACGUUGCCAUUAGCGUUUUAAGACAUCGAAAAAAUUGGUAAAAAAACUGUUUUCUUCCUUUUUUCUCGGGCUCCGGAAAAAUUCUUUUUUGGGAAAAAUUAUCUAUUUUAUUGGAAAAUGUAAAAAAACAUAUUUUAUUAAAAGGAGAAUUUUUUAUGUCAUAUAUAAAAAUAUGCUUAAUUUUUUACUUAAUAAGGCAUUUCAUAUCUUUUUUUCAAUUUUUAAUUCGUUCUAGAAAGUUCAGAAAAAAUGUCUUAAAUUUUUUUCCCGUUGACCCAAUUUUUCCGGAAUUUUUAAACACGAGUUGCUAUCACCUAAAUGUAACCCUUAAAAAUGGCGACACUGUAAAAAGUGUUGUACCAAUCAAAAAUUACUAAUCUUUACAAUUUAUUUUCAUAGCACUAUUACCAUUCCUUCAAAUCGUCCCAUUUUUUUCAAAAAAUAAUUUAAAUUAGCUAAAAACUUUUAAUCUUUAAAAUGCUCUGUAAGAUUGUAAAAUUAUGUGAUAAUUGGGACAAUAUACUACAAACUAUAAAUGGCAACAUUGUAAAAAACUACAUAUUAAAAAAAAUCCUAAAAACUAUUUUCUCAAAACCCUGCAUAACAAGGGCGUAGCCAGAAUUUUUUCAUGAGGGGAUAUUUUUUUGUUUUCAGGAUACCCAAAAACUCCAAAAAAGCAUUUUUUUCAAUUUAAUCAAAAAACAGAAAAUUGGCUAUUAAAAAAAAUUACAACACUGUUGCAAUAUUUUUUAAAAUUUUGUAAGACUAUUAGUUUUGCUGCCAGGGGGUUGCUCCUCCCUGCCUCCCCUGGCUAAACCCUUGCUACAUAAUGUAAUUUUUUAGUUUUUUUAUUUGGUUUAAAUGGUAAUUUUAAAAAGCAAAAAUACAAUGAUUGAUUACAUAUCAUUUGAAAUACUUAAAGUUAAUAUUUUUUCUUGUAUUAUAUUAAUGAUCUUGCCUAUGGUACCACAUUUAAUUUUAAUUGUAAAUAAUUUAUUUAUUGAUUUUACAGUAACUUUUAACUUAAGAUCAUUCUCUGUUAUUAUUUUUAUUGUUUCAUGACAACUUAUUAGCUGUAAACAAUAUUAACCCUACCUACAUACUUAACAACAAUUUAUAAAAUUAUUUUUUUUGUUAUAUUUUUUUUUUUAAAUUUUAAAAAAGCCUUAUAUUAAUAAAUUAAAAAAAUUUCGAUAAAUGUAUUGAUGUUUUUAAGCGUUAUAAAAUUUAAUUUAUUCAUGUUUUUAUUUUUUUUAAUGUCGCCAUUUUUUGUUAAUUUUUUUACACCUGUACAAAUAAAUCUUGUAAAUAUCGACUUAAUGUAUUGUUUUUGUAGAACCAAAUAAAACGAUCUCAUAAAAUAAUUAGUGUUUUUAUAAUACCCCGCAAAAUUUUGCAAUAUGAAGCAAGACAAUUCAAAUAUUAAAUUUUUUUUAGGUGGUGAACAAUCAACUACAGAUGGAGUUUAUAAAGAUAUUGAAGACUUGAGUUCUAGCAGUUUUAGUUCGGCUAGUAGAGCCUCUUCAACUCCUUCCUUUGGGGAUCACAUUUUACAUUUUCCUGGGGAUUCUAGCAACUCGAUGUAAAAUGAAAAAAGUGUUUAUUUUUGUUGAAAUAUUAUUUUUUGAGCAUUUAGUUAAUUUUUUUUGAAGUUAGGUACUUUUUAAAUGCCUGUGUGAUCAAUUUUGUUACAUUUUCUCGGGUUUUUAAUUUACUAUAUAUACAAAAUUGUUUAGUUUAUUUGUAUACUUACAGGGUGUUUUUAGGCACUCUGCGUUAUGAGAAUUUUUCUUUGUUCCUUGGGUAGAUUUUUUUGAAAAGACAUAUGAUAUAUCAAACAACUAAUAGUGAGUAUAAAAUAUUAAGAAUAAGAUUUUCAUAAUCAUAGGAAUUAAAUUUAAUAUUAUAAUAGUGCCAAUUUAAAGGGAAAUUUUUUUUAAUGGAAGAAUUUGUGCAAUUUUUAUACUAUUUUAUAUAUAUACACUUUUCCUUGAUUUGUUUUUAAAAUACUGCAAAUUUUCAACAUUCCAAAACAGGACAAAAAAUUCAAAAAAUAUAUUUGCAGCACAAUUAUUAUAAUUCAGAGUGGCAAUAUAUAUUAUACAAAAUAUUUAACAUAUACAAUAAAUAUCUCAGAUUUUUAUUUCCUUAUUCGAAAAAAUAAUAUAACUCUUAAGUAAGGUCUUAAAAUGGCAUUUGGUUUUGAAAAUACAACGUUGCCAAGUUUUUUACACUUAAACGCCAAGUAGUGCGUUAUGUUUGAAACACCCCGUAUAUAAAACAAAAUUUUUAAGACACCGUGUAUAUAACAAAAUCUAGUCAACAAUUCUUCAUUCCUUACAAUAUUUAUAAACCCUUAAUUUUCCAAAAUUCUGAGAUAUUUUACUUUUACACCUUGAAAACAUUUUGUAAAAAUGCUUCCAGUGUCUAGUGCUUUUCUAUCUUUAACAUAUACAAUAAAAUUGUGAUUUAAUAGAGGUGAUACUUAUAGAAAUAAAACGAUGAGUUUGUUUUUCAAAAAUGAAAAAAAUAAAUAGUACAAACCAUGAUAUGAAACAUCGAUAAGCAAACCUAACCCUAAAAUAUUUAAAGGAACAGGACGAUUUGUAUUUUUUAUAUACAUUAAUGAUAAUUAAUAUAGCAUGUAUAGAUAUUUUGUAAAGAAACAACGUAAAUAUAAAGUUAAAG